Messenger RNA from Pieris brassicae (large cabbage white), 3718 nucleotides. It is a transcript of the gene neur, whose product is annotated as protein neuralized. The record is from RefSeq and is a predicted model, not a curated record. Lineage: Eukaryota; Metazoa; Arthropoda; Insecta; Lepidoptera; Pieridae. Gene Ontology annotation, molecular function: ubiquitin protein ligase activity. The coding region runs from base 124 to 2037 and encodes 637 amino acids. The transcript is spliced from 4 exons.
GUUGCGUGCGGACGUCACACGCGUUCUUCGUUUAAGUGACUUCGUGACAGUGAAUAAAAUAUAUCGUGACUGUGAAAGUGUUUUGAUAUGAAAAUUUGUUUCUAAUAAUAAAAAGCCGUAUAAAUGAUGGGUGUAAGCAGUUGUAUGAGUGUGCGGCAAGCCAGGGGCGCCUGCCACUGUCCCGCUUGCCCUAGGGCUUCGGGACACGGGGCGAUGCCGCCGCAGACUUUGGUUUUGCCUCCGAUGGCGUUGGAGCCCGAAGCAACCCCGGUUAAAGACAAAAAGGGAUCGAAAAUGAAAGUUUUGAAGAAGAUUAAGAAGAAAAUCGGACUUGGUAAGUCUUCGCCUCGGACUACGUGCACUGGUGGGACGCCGAACAAUCUGCCACCACUAACCUUCAAUUCUGUUCAUGGUGAGAACAUUCGCAUCUCCAGAGAUGGAAGUAUUGCUCGGCGUGUUGAGUCCUUCUGCAAGGGCGUCGCGUUCAGUGCCAGACCUGUGCGAGUUAACGAAAAGAUUUGCAUUCGAUUCAUCGAAGUAUCGGACAGUUGGAGUGGCGUCAUCAGAUUUGGCUUCACGUCCCACAAUCCAGAAACUUUGCCUCAUCCGAUACCAAAAUAUGCUUGUCCGGACCUCACCAACAAACCAGGCAGUUGGGCAAAGGCUUUAGGGGAGAGGUUCUACGAUAAAGACAAUCUAUUACAUUACUAUGUCACGUCAAAUGGCGACGUCCACUUCGGCAUCAACGGCGAAGACAAAGGCUGCUUCUUCUCCAACGUGGACACCCGAAGUCCUCUAUGGGCUCUGGUAGAUGUUUACGGUAACUGCACAGCCGUACAAUUCGUUGAUCCAAGGAUGCCCCAAGCCACCCACGUCUCCCCCGUUGUCGAAGACAGGCUGAUCGGUAGUAUGCGAUCGUUGUCAGUGGAGGAACCAUUGCCGAUACCAAGAUACAAGAACCCCCUAGUGCCCCUGAACCUCCAUAGAAUGAUGGGCAGGAAUGUCCAGUUCGUCAACGAGAGGGGAAUCGCUGCCCGUGUACCGUCCGAGUUCUGCCAGGGCUACGUCUUCACAGCUCGCCCGAUGCGGCCCGGCCAAACGAUCAUCGUGCAAAUUCUAUCUACAGAUGCGGAGUAUUCUGGAAGUUUAGCUAUUGGCCUGACGUCUUGCGAUCCAGCUACCCUCAGGACCUGCGACUUGCCGGACGAUGCUGAACAGCUUUUGGAUCGGCCGGAGUACUGGGUUGUUAGAAGGGAUGCGGCAAACGAUCUGAGAAGGGGAGACGAGCUGGCCGUCACUCUCACCUUUGAUGGAGAGGUUCGGAUUGGCGUUAAUGGAUCGGCGCCUGUAACAGUGAUGCACGUGGAUCAUACAUUGAAGUUGUGGGCGUUUGUGGAUAUAUAUGGCGCGACUCAGAAAGUCAGGAUGCUGACGUCACAAGUGAUGCAAGCGCAGACGCCGCCGCAGCAGUUGCGAGUCCUGACGCGUUCUGCAGCCCCAAUUGCGGGUAGCAACGGCGGGACUGUGCUGGUCGUCAGUCUUCCACCUCAAAAUGGAGCUCAGAAUGCUGUCAACCAUCAGCAGGGCUUGACCUUGGCCAGUGCUCAUUACAUUGAGCCAAUCCAGUCAUCUUCCCAAGUGUGCGUCACAAGUCUGCCGAUAGCAUCUCAAUCCCAAACAUGCUCAUCUUACCAACGUCCGAGAGAAGUCUGCUCCACAAGCCAAAACAACUCUAACGAACAAGUCCGCCUACCAAACGGCCACUCAGAAAUAAGAUUGGACCGAUAUCAAAAUGGUCCAUCAACCAGCAGACCGUCCACUUCCCACCAACCAAUAUACUCAGUCAUCGGAGAAGGCCUCACAGGCACAGAGUGCACAAUCUGCUACGAGAACCCAAUCGAUAGUGUUCUAUAUAUGUGUGGACAUAUGUGUAUGUGCUAUAGAUGUGCGGUGCAACAAUGGAGGGGCAAGGGGGGUGGUCAGUGCCCUCUCUGUAGAGCACAGAUCAAAGAUGUCAUACGCACUUACAAAUCGUGAGUCUAUGGUCAUUUGACAGUUGUCACUGUCAAUCUCGAAUGCCAAAAACGAGGUUUUGUAUAUAAACCAUGACAGAAUGUAAUAUAUUUGAGUAAUUGAGAUUUAGGACACAUAAAUGGAGUAUUACUAUAAUAUUUAAUCUAUGACAGCUUGACACAAUAAAGCACAAUUUGAUAACGAAAUAACAAUUCAGUGAAAUGUUUAAUUGCACUAGGUUUUAAGGUAUACGAGGUUUAAAACUUCUAUGAGAGUUAGCUAUGCUAGGCAAAUAGUGUUCCUAGGAUGUACUAAACGUAGGGCAUAUAGGCUGUAACAUCGACGUCCUCAUUCGUGAUAUUGCAUUUAUUAUACGAUUUUCUACUAUACAAUAAAGCUAUACAGAGACAAUUUUAAGCGGGAAUUGUCAUCUGUCACAUUCGAUUUUGACAGUUCGCGCCUAAACUUGACUGAAUUUCUAGGAGUUCCUCUCGUAAAAAUCACUGAUUGAUGUUUGUUUUUAAAUGAUUUUUCGUAUAUCACUAUAUGAUUUAAAAUAUCCGUGCAGUGAAGAGAUACUUCUAAAAAUUUUCGGAUAAUCUAAAUAUUGUCGAAUUGUUUAGAAAAUAAACAUUCGUGUUACAGGAAUUUCAGUCCAUUGAUAAAUCAGGAAUUGAUAUUAACCAUUCCUCUUUGCUCAAGUUUUUAGGCAUAUUUGUGCACACAUAUCAUUUAAUGCUUAUUGUGUUUAGCAGUAUCCACUACAACAUAAUUUAAAAAAAUCAUUAUAAUUAAAAAAAAAAUGUAUCAACAAAACAGUCCGUUAGUGUCUAAACUAAAUAAGUCUAAUUGCACUCUUUGAACUGAAGCACUAUAUUGGUCUCUUUCUGUCAAACUGUAUUUACCCUAUGAUGAAAGGAGAGAGAAUGUUUAAACAGUACAAUUAUUCAUAUUUAAUGUUUAUGAAUUAGUACUUUUCCUACAUUUUUGGACAGCGUUUUGAAAUUCGCACUUUUCAAUUCUUUGUUUCCUUCUAUAAUCAUUCCUAUUAAUACAGCCAGUAUGUUAACUGAACUCGGAUUUGACUUUAUUAUUUAUUGAUAGUGUAAGAUUAUAUUAGUCAUUGGGUACGGCCAUUUUGACAUUCAACUCAAAAUGUCUGUGUUCAAUGUGUACUUUACCAAAACAAUGUGACCAGUAAUGAUUUUAAACCAAAUUAUUUUUGUUAAUGUGACAUUUUAAAUAUUAAUUUAUGAGAUAUUAAGUGCAGGAUAUUUACUGUUGAUUAAAGCUAAUUAAUUUUAAUGUGUAUUUAGAAAUUUAUAAUAACAUUUUAACACACUCAAGAAUAUAUAUUUAAUUUUAUAUCGGAUACACAGAUUGUGUAAUAUUAUCUUUCAUAUGUGUAUUUUUGUGUAACGGACAGUUAUUGUAAAACCUAGAUGGAAUAUCCUGGGCUUAAGACAUAAUUUUUAUUGCAAUUAAUUGUAGGCAGGUACUAGGUCUUACUUACUUAAAUAAGCCUCAAAUAUAUGUUAAGACCAUAAAGGUACCAAGUUUGUGAUAAGUUUUAUUUUUUAAUGGUCACUGUAUAGCGUUGUCAUCUAGUCGUUAGUAAUUUAUUUUUUUUUUCUUUCAAAAUUUUCAUUUGAUUUCAAUGUUGGCAUUUAGAUUAAGUUUACAAAUAAAAUGGUUAUCAAAAUUA